Grus americana (Whooping crane) is the source of this 15881-nucleotide messenger RNA. It is a transcript of the gene VPS18, whose product is annotated as VPS18 core subunit of CORVET and HOPS complexes. Gene Ontology annotation, molecular function: protein-macromolecule adaptor activity. The record is from RefSeq and is a predicted model, not a curated record. Gene Ontology annotation, cellular component: endosome; HOPS complex. The coding region runs from base 389 to 3109 and encodes 906 amino acids. NCBI's taxonomy places the organism in Eukaryota, Metazoa, Chordata, Aves, Gruiformes, Gruidae. Gene Ontology annotation, biological process: intracellular protein transport; lysosome organization; organelle fusion. The transcript has 6 exons.
CGGGGGUUUGGGGGUGCCGGUGACCGUUGGCGGGUAACUCUUGGCGGCCAUGGCCUCCAUCCUGGACGAGUACGAAGAUUCCUUGUACCGUUCUGCCUCCGUGCAGCAAAGCCGUGCCAGCGUGGGCAUCCCGCACUCCGGGGGCACUCAAUUCCUGAUGAAGCUCAGGGGUGAUGCAGGUCAUCUUGGCAAAACUGAGGUGCUGGUUAUCCAUGGGAGGGCUUCCUGAGGCCAUGCCCCCCUGUGCCAUGAAGUGGUGUGUGUUGGAAACACGUGAUAUGUGAAUGCACGACUGGAGAAGGAAACACCAAUAUUUAACAAGCAAAGGAUUGAUUUUGCUCCUCCAGAGAAAAUUAACAGCUUAGUGGUCUCCUCUAACCAGCUCUGUAUGAGCCUUGGCAAAGACACCCUUCUCAGGAUUGAUCUUGGGAAGCCAGAUGAACCUAAUCAGGUAGAGCUGGGACGCAAAGAUGAAGCCAAAGUCUACAAGAUGUUUUUGGACCACACAGGCUCUCAUCUCCUGAUUGCUCUGAACACCAGUGAAUGCCUUUACUUGAACAGAAGUGUUCAGAAAGUGCGAGCACUCUCCCGCUGGAAAGGCCACUUGAUUGAAAGUGUGGGCUGGAACAAAUUUCUUGGUUCAGAGACCAACACUGGGCCCAUCCUAGUGGGGACAGCCCAGGGGCAGAUCUAUGAGGCUGAAAUCUCUGUCAGUGAGGGAAGCCUCUUCAGCACUAAUCCUGACCAGUACUUCCGACAGGUCUACACGCUGGAGGAGGAAUCGGGACCUGCCCCAGUGUGCUGCUUGGAGAUUGAACGAGGGAUAGAAGGGAAAUUUUUUAUUAUAGCCACCACUCGAAAGAGACUCUUCCAGUUUGUUGGCAAAGUGCCUGAAGGGACAGAGCAGCAAGGCUUCAGCUCCAUAUUUGCUAUGCAUGCUGACCAUCUGCCCAGCUUCCGGGAGUUUCCGGCCAGCUUUGGUUUCAGUGAGAUAGCCUUUUACACCCCAAAACUGCGCUCCAACCCACGUUCCUUUGCCUGGAUGAUGGGAAAUGGUGUUUUAUAUGGUACAUUGGAUUAUAGCCAUCCUGAUUCAAUUUUGAGUGAUGAACAGGUCUGGGUUUAUCCUUCUGAUAUUGACAUAACUGUGAACAAGCCAAUAUCCAUUGUACUUACCCAGUUCCACUUCCUGUUGCUGUUGCCUGAUCGGGUGAAGGCUGUAUGCACUCUGAAUGGGCAGGUUGUUUUUCAGGAUCUGUUCCUGGAGAAGUUUGGCUUAUUGACACGCAUGAUCAAAGAUCCCACAGUCCAGCAGAUAUGGAUCCACACUGAGAAAGUAGUGUUCCGCUACCACGUCCAGCGGGAAUCUAGAGAUGUGUGGAAGAUGUAUAUGAAUAUGAACAAAUUUGAUUUAGCCAAAGAGUAUUGUAAAGACCGUCCAGAGUGCCUAGAUAUUGUGCUUGCAAAAGAGGCAGAACACUGCUUCCAAAACAAGAGGUAUAUAGACAGUGCCAAAUGUUAUGCGCUGACCCAGAACUACUUUGAGGAAAUUGCCCUUAAGUUCAUUGAAGCCAAGCAGGAAGAGGCCCUGAUGGAGUUUCUGAUUAAGAAGCUAAGCAACCUAAAGCCUUCUGAGAAGACACAGACUACUUUACUGACCACGUGGUUAACGGAGCUGUACCUGAACUGGCUAGGUAUAUUAGAAGGAGAUCCCUCACAGCGAAAUCUCUAUUUAGAUACACGGGAGAAGUUUCGCACCUUCCUGAGCAGCCCUAAAAACAAAGACUGUCUGUUUAAUAACCGUGCAUCUAUUUAUGAACUGUUGGCAAGCCAUGGGGACACAGAGCACAUGGUUUACUUUGCAGUCAUCAUGCAGGACUACGAGCGUGUAGUAGCUCACCACUGCCAGCAUGAUGAAUACGAUGAAGCUCUAAAUGUGCUGUCCAGACACAGAGACGAGAAGCUGUUCUACAAGUUCUCUCCAGUCCUCAUCCAGCAUAUUCCCAAGAAGGUAGUUGAUGCUUGGAUUUCUAUGGGUUCUAGACUGGAUGCCAGGAACCUCAUUCCAGCCCUUGUUAACUAUAGCCAGAGUGCCAGCACCCAGCAGAUCAAUGAAGCCAUUAGAUAUAUGGAGUUCUGUGUCUAUCAGCUGGAGGAAACCCAGCAAGCCAUUCACAAUUACCUGUUGUCUCUUUACGCUUUGUGUCGGCCGGACUCACUGCUUUCAUACCUGGAGCAAGCAGGAACCAACCCAAACAGGAUCCACUAUGACCUGAAAUAUGCAUUGCGCCUGUGCGCAGAGCAUGGGCACCACCAUGCAUGUGUCCAUAUUUACAAAGUGAUGGAAUUAUAUGAGGAGGCUGUGGAUCUUGCCUUACAGGUGGAUGUUGAUCUUGCCAAGUCCUGUGCAGAUCUCCCUGAAGAUGAUGAGGAACUCCGGAAGAAGCUCUGGUUGAAGAUUGCUCGCCAUGUUGUUCAGGAAGAGAAAGAUGUCAAGAAGGCAAUGGCCUGCCUCUCCAGCUGUGCCCUGCUGAAGAUUGAAGAUGUCCUGCCAUUCUUUCCAGACUUUGUCACUAUUGACCAUUUCAAGGAAGCAAUCUGUAACUCCCUGGAGGACUACAACAAGCACAUUGAGGAGCUGAAAAGGGAGAUGGAGGAAGCCACACAGAGUGCCAAGAGGAUCCGAGAGGACAUCCAGGAAAUGAGAAAUAAGUAUGGCUCUGUGGAGCCUCAGGAAAAAUGUGCUGCAUGUGACUUUCCACUCCUAAACCGCCCUUUUUACCUUUUCCUGUGUGGUCACAUGUUUCACUAUGACUGUCUCCUCCAAGCAGUUUUCCCAAACCUUCCUGCCUAUAAGCAGGCAAAACUUGAAGAUCUUCAGAAGAAGCUGGCAGCUACCAGUCAGCCUUCCAAGGCCCACCAUCGUCCCAAGGACGCAGACACCAUUAGCUUGGGGAAGGGGCAGCAGAGCCGGGAACAGAUCAAAGCUGACAUUGAUGAUAUUGUGGCAGCUGAAUGUGUGUACUGUGGUGAGCUGAUGAUCCGGUCCAUUGACAAGCCUUUUAUUGAUCCCCAAAAGUAUGAAGAGGAGAUGCAAAGCUGGCUGUAGUUUUCCAAAUCUACAACUGUCAAUGCACCAGAGAGGUUUUAUUCACAACUUGUGAAGCUUCUGUGGUGGGAAUAUAACCUCCAGAAGCAGGAACACAGUGGCUUCUGUGGAACUCUAAGGAAAGAGUAGUGCGGUCUUGUUGUCAGGAUUACAGUGAACUAGUCUUGAAAAAUGGGGAGAGAUAGCUAUGGCUGUCUUAAGAACUUGAACAAUAGUUAAAGCUAACCUACUGGAAUAUAUUAGGAGGUGUUUGCUGCUUGCAGUUCUUCUGAGGUUCUCGGUGUGAAGCUAAUGGAGUGCCUUGUUGUCCAGAAGGAAUUGGGAACAGCCUAUGAUUUGUCUUCCCUGUUGUACGGUAUUUGUUUUGGUGAAGACAAGCUUAAAAGGGAAAGGUAGUGAAGAACACUAAGCAGUCUAGUCUUCAUUCAUCACUUUGAAAGUAGAAUUGCCUUCUGUUUCCUUUUUGCUGAGAGUCUAUAACCACGUACGUGGAAAGAACAUGAAAUGACAAAUGGUCUUGCAUAUGUAUUUUGUAAACAUCAUGCUACACAAAUACAUGUUUCUACACAAUGUAAUAUAAGAAUGUGUAUAAUUCUCAAGCAGGAGUGUCUCAUAAUACACUCAAGUCAUUUGCCUGCAAUUCAAGGUGUAUAAUCCUUUUUCCCCCCAAGCUUUAUGGGCAAGCCCAUACGUUUGAAUUUUCUCUAGGUACUGUUUCUGGCAAUACUUCCUAGCCUGUUCACCCCUUCCACCCUCUCUCUAUUUCUACUAUGACUGUCUUCGUAUAGUGGGUCUUGGCUUUGUCUUCACCCCAAAACAAAAUUGAUGUAUGCAGUAGUAAGGUUUCAACGGAUACUCUGCAAGCAGGAACGCAGCUCAUUUGUAUUGUCCUGCUCUGGUCCUCUUCAAGCUGCACUUGAGCACUGGACUGAAGAUCCAGUCAUAGCUUCCCUCAAGGGUAGACUACAGAAAAGUUCUAUUGGUGUGAAAUUUGUUUUGCCAUGUGAAGCCAGUACCUUGUGACUAGGCAGUCUUUUGCCUUCCUGACAGUAUUUGAUAGUUUCUGGAGACGGCUGCAGGUCAAUGCUUCUGUCUGUUGCUCUGACUUGGAAAAUUCUUCCCAGAAGGUGGCGAUCACUACAUUGUGGGUGAGGGAACAAAACAUUUUAUUUAGCAACUUAGCCAGGGUUCCUUGUUUUAUUUUUGAAGAAACUAAAAUUUUAAUGAAGUUGUGCUGUUUUGGGCUGAAUCACAAAGGUAGUAAUUGGCAGAAGAAUGGAAUGAUUUAAAUGAAAAAUUAUGAUUCGUGUAAUUAAGGCAAGAGAAACUACUGUCUUCUUCAGAAUGUCUUCAGAGGUUUCACGUGAACGUAUGUGCUUGUCUUGAGUACCUGUCUCAAUCUGCUAGUCACUUACCCUGUUUGUAGGGUUGGAGAAAUAGGUCUUCACAUCAUUGAAAGGGAACAUACAUUGGUUUCUUCAAGGAGCCGACGUAAGAAUUUUGAUAACUGUUCAGAGCUCCAGAAGAACAUCCAUGCUUUUGUUGGGAGCUUCAGCCUGAAAUGAAUUAAUUUUAUCUGUGUAAAAUGACAUGAGUAAUAAAAAUCAGAGCUGACAGUAGGAAGACCUGGAGUUUUAAAAUCCUCUUUUCAUUGGAGCCAUGGGAUAGGCAGUCUCAUUACCACCUGGUAGUGUUUGUUGGCUUUUCAGAAACCAUUGUUUCGGUGGUUCUGUUGAGCAGUGGUUCAGAAACCCCACAUGCUCUAGUUUUCUUUGGCUCUGGCUAGCCUUUUGCUUUGAAUAAGUUGAUGGGUCUGCCAGAAGAAUUUGUGAUGAAAACUAAAUAUGAUGUCUUUGAAGUUCAGCAUUAAACCUGUUAUAACUGACCACUCCUGAAUCAUCAUAUUUUCAUGUAAGCAGUGUGAUAUUUAAGGUUGUAUAUGUCAUUAUAAAGCAACAGUAGCCCCCCACCCAAACCAAAGGCAAGUGGCAGUUUUUCUGCCCUUCAGCAGAGAUAUGAGCAGCAGCUCAUUCUGACAGGGAGUAAUUUCAAGUUAUUUAUUUUCUUUUGAGACAUUCUUAAUACUUGUUCCAUCUCUUUACUUUUGGGUUUUUACAGGAUGCUUUCCUGGUAUAUUAGAACUAUUACAGUCCUCCAUUCUUUUCCUAUUAGUGCUACAAAACAGUCGCAUCACUAAGUGUUUCUGUUGUGCUCUGAAGAUUAGCAGUAUUAUUUGCUUAUAGGCCAUUCCAGGGAGAUGUGCUCAUCCAUGAUAUUGGAAGAAGCAUGUGCCCAUGGGAACUGAGGCACAGCAAGUCAAUAAAAACCUUCAAGUCUGCCUGAGAUGGGGUGGUAGGGGAAGGCACCUCAAUAACCUACUGAUUCCAGUCUUAGGUAUUAAUAUGUCUCAGUUAACAAAACUAGAACUAGGUUGUUUUGUUUUGUUUUUAAAUGACUAGUAUGCAACGUUCUCUGAGGGUUGUAAGCUUGUGCACCAGAUAUGUACACCACAAAUCUCAUGCUUCCUCACUAUUGAUAACUGAAAAAUCUUUUAGGUCAUUUGCUGUCAAGGCUGUAGAGAGUGUUAAUGCUUGCACAGACUCCAGCAGUGAUUAAAUGACUAGUGCCAAUAGUGCAGGAAGCUACAUAAAGGUAUCUUCUGAAGUUUCCUUACAUUGUCACAUGCUUCAAAAGUUUCAGUAACCACUCACCUGUGCUUCUUGGCAGUUUUCAGUAUUGCUCAGUAAAAAAUGGUAAGAGGGGGCUGGAGGGAAGUGGACUGCUUAGUCUUCUCCCAUAAAUCUAAUCUGCAAGAUCUCUUCCUCUUUGCUUUCGGAAUAGCAUUUUUAUCUUUUCUCCUUGUAAUUUCAGCACAGUUAUGUUUUAGAAAUCACAGUCCAUUGUAUGUUUUUUUAGCUGUGAAUGAACUGUGUACCAGCUGUUAAAAAUGAUGUGGCCUUGGGCCUUGUCCUUGUCUGUGUGAAUAACCUCUACCACUUAGUUCAAUGCAGCAUAACCAAAAGGGUGAGUGGGAGCCCCAGCCCUCUGUAACUAGAACAAGUGUCUGUAGCUAAAUAGAAAUCGAGUUGUGCAGGCAAGGCGUAAAGCAAACAUGUGCCUACUACCUCGCCUCUCCUAGGCUUCAAACAAGGGAUUGGGGAAGUGCUGUGACUUGGGGGAGACAACGGGUGAGUGUGUGUUAUGGAACAGUUUGUAGAGAAUUUCGGAUGCCCUUGCUGUUGGUCUAUGUAGUCAGAAGCAGCUAACUGAAGUGCUGAGAGCUGUGUGUUUUGUCCCUAAGACUAAAUGACUGGGCUGGAAAUUUAGGACAGCAAGUUCUUAACAAGCCACUAGAUGUCACCGCUGUCCAUUUAAAUACUGAGGUUUGCUGCAGAGACGUGGUGUGUAGCAUGAGAAAAAAUGGUACAAAACGGUGAGGAACUGAAGCAGGUUCCCAGUGCCUUGGCGGGGGGGAGACAGACCUGUAAGGUAGUUAUUGGAGACAAAGAUGCUAAAAAAAUUGUCUCUCUCUAAAAGGAAAUUUCAAUUCACAGAUCACCAUUUUUCAGCUUUUGAACAUCAAAGGCUGGAUUUAUUCUGUCAGCAAAUGAGUAUCAGUCCUCUUUUGUUUAAUUGCAGUCUAGUGUAAGUUCCCUCAGACCUAGCUGAUUUAAUAAACUGUAGAGAGAUCAUCCCUGGGCUUGGAGUUGCUGUAUCUGUUGAGCUUGAGUCUCAGUAGCAGAGAUGGUAGAAGUGAACGUGAGCCAGCUCCUUAGUUGCCUGAGUCCACGUCUAGUGUGUUUGGCUAAAAGCCCCAGUAAAGCUGGGUUUGUGAUAUAAUAUUGCACACUGACUGGCCUGAACAGAGAAGUUAACGUGUUUGCUUUUGCCUCUGAGUUGUGGAGGUCAUAAUCUGAAUAAAUGGGCAUGUGGGUGUAGAAACAUCUUGUACUCAUAAAAAUUAGAUGUUACAGUUUGAAUCAGACUGUAGUCAUGUAUUAGCAUGUAGUUCUUGGAAUGGGUGGUUCCCAUUCACUACUGCUCUGUCACUAUCAGCAUAUAGACUGUCUGUUUACAAGUGCAAAUACUUAGCUUCUAGUGGAAAUUGAUGGGAAGUCUGUUGUGCCUUGCAUCGCUUCAUCCAACAGCCCUGUACUGAGCUGUGGGAAGAUAGACUGAAAAUGGGCCUUUUCCUUGCAACAAGUGCGCUGAGCUGAAAUUUGAGGCUGGAAAUAUACAAGACUUAUGGAAUCUUGGAUUUUUUAAUUAUUAUUAUUAUUUUUAUUCAGAUGGAUUAAGUAUUUGUCUCCAGAAUAGAGUACCAUGUGGUACACUGUGAUACGUAUAGUGUUUAUGAGAGAAUCUUACAGCAUCCUUACAGCAGAGAGAGGCUGCCCAGAAUCUCCUAUCCUUUUUGUACAUGGAGGAAGGGAUCCCCUAGAAAGGAGAGGGAAUCAGAAUCAUUUAAGUUGGAAAAGACCUUUGAGAUCAUUGAAUCCAAUCAUAAACCUAACACUGCCAAGUCUGCCAAGUUUUGGUUUCUGUAAAAUAAUCUGGCUGAACUUUUAUGUAUCUGACUUCAGAGAGGCUUCCCCAGUAGAACUGCGAUAUUGCUGGAUCUGUACUUUUCACACUGAGGUGCUGAAAAAGAAAAAGCUCUGUUUCCUUUGGAAUAGAAAUUUUGGUAAAAUUGAAGAGCUUAGGGCUUGAAAAUGGAACAUUAUAGUAGUGCCUGAAAUUUGCAGUGGGUUGUGUAGGGGUUCAGCUCCUAAACUAUCUGCUGUCUCUGAUCAUGCCCAGUCCAGACUUUGAGCCCUCUAGGAUUUGAGCUUCAUGCCCUUACUGUGAUUUUGGACAAACCCUUUAACUCAGCGUUUGGAUUUUUUCACUCCCAGAUCUCAUGGAAAGGUAUCAGGCUACUUAUUUGGGGUAUGAGCUUUAAAGCAACCCUGGCCUGCCACUGCUUUCAGGUGGAAGGAGGGGAAAAAGAUUAAACAAACUGGUUAGAUCUACCUGUUGAAACUGGUUGGGAUGGGGAGAAAAAGGGGUUUGGGCGUUUCCUCUCUGCAAUGGCCAGAGGUAUUGGAGGCAGCUUGUUUGAGUCAGACUGGUUGCUUAGGAACAAGGAAGCUACAGGAGCACUCUAAGGUUACAAAUACAGCUAUAACUGAUCCUACAGUCUCUCUCUUUUUUUUUUUUUUUUUUAUUGUGGAGCAGGUCAGCAGAGGACAGUUUCCAACUUGCAGCAAGUCAGUAUUGGGUUCAGACUUGCUGCAGUGCUUCACAGCCCCUAUGAUGAUGGUUUGUAGAGCUGUUUUAAUUCAGCACUUGAUCUGCAGAGCUUGAUUGAUGUGGAAAUAAGCACAGCUGAUGUGUCUGUACAACAUGAAGCUGUCUCACUGCACAGAGAUUUCCAUCAUAUAUGCUUCCAAGCACCACACAAAUACCCUUGUCUUAUAAGGGUACAGGCUGUACCUGAUGUGUGUCAGGUAGGAAUUUUGGCAUUUCCCUACUUUUCAGGGGUUCAUACAUUCCUGCUAUGCUGCCAUGUUGGCUGUAGCCUGGGUUGUCUUCAGAAGAGGAUUUGAUCUAGCCUUUUGUCUGUUUAACAUGUAGUUUGUUUGCUUCAUCUGUGACUGAGACUGAUACCGGUAGAGGUUUUUGCAAUGGAAGUGUUCAGGAGAAGCUGAACCAUAGCUUACCUCUCCUUUCGUGCUCCACAUUGAAUGGUGCAUUGUAGCUGGUGGCUUAUAUGAAAAGGAUUGAACAACUGGUUUGGUAUCCAAAAGCAGGUAUCCUCUGCUUUGUGCACUCAAAAUCCAAGUGCUGGUCACUUGACAUGGGACAUGAUCUUUGGAACACAGUCUGAACUUGGAGGUUGCUGAACUCCGCUUAAGUAUACAUCUGUGUUUUUUCCAAUUAGUUAUUCAACAGUCUUUUUUCAUCUCUCUGUGUGUAUAUGCUGAAUAGAUUUUCUGGUAAAUAAAUGAUUACUGUGGAACUGAGCUAAUAAAGUUGUUCCUAUCUAUAGAUUCUCUUUUAUUUUCCCACAUUGAUUAAAAACAACAUUCACAAUGUGGUUUUCUCUGAGAGUAGAUUUGGUGUGUUUUGAUCUCUCAUGUUUCAGCUCUGUUCCCCUUUUCACACACAAGGGCGUGUAUAUUGAGCCAGUGUCUUUGGAUGAAUUAAGAAUGUCACUGACAAAGAGGAAUGUGAAGGCUGCUGUAUUAGUUUUUUAGGACUUUUCUCUCCAGACUCUACAUGACAAUUAGUAGCUGCCCUGGCUGGUUGUAAUGGCUGCUGUGUGUUUUUCACCACAAGAGCAAGAUACUUAUUCUCUGUUAAGAGCCUGUGAAGGUAUGGGUAGUCAAAAAUUGUUGGUCUUUGGGCUAAUUAACAUGGUUCUAGCAAAAUAGCUGUUGUCCACUGUUUCUCAUAGUAGCUAUAAAGACGAUAAUAUGUAUAGCUGAUCUAAAUAAAAUAAUAUUUCAUGUGUAGCUGAACCAUAUGUUGCCAUCCUUGAUAAGAGGGCCAUAAACUUAGAUCAGCUUAUGCUGCUUGAAGGGACUGAGGAGAAUGUUGCUGGGUGAGGAGGAAACCGAGAGUUGAGGCUUACUCUCCUAGAUGUCCCAAUUCUUUGUUUAAUACUUGCCUGUGUGACACAGCAUGACUGUCUCAGAGCAACAUCUGCAUUUGUGUUACAGCGGUACAUUCUGCUGAGCAUCCUUUUUUGGGAGAAAAGCACUUCCUUAUGUUCUGCAGUCUGGUUCAAACACUUGCCUGCUUGCCCAGUUAAUGAGAUUGGAAUAACUAGGACCAUGUCAUCUUUCUGGUAUGUUCUUCUGAAAGGUUGCUUAUGGUAAUCCUUAGUAUGUGCUUCAAAGACUUGCAUUGGCAAGGUUUCCAAAGUAAAAAAUAUUUUAGUACAGGAAACAUCUAAUGAAAGCAGAACAUACCGAAACCCAUUCCAUGAUAAGCCAGAGUUUGUUCUCAUUCUGUUGAAAAUUUGUAGUGAGAAAGUAAGUAUAAACUGUGAAGUAACAUUUUUUACUUCUUUCAGCUCAGACUUCUGAAGGAACACGUGAAGGACAGAAAUAUCCUCUUCUGUGAGCUUGAGUGGGUGCAAAUCAGUUAAUGUGGACUGUCCUGUUUAUAAGUAGCAUCUUCUUAAAUUUGUUGUUGGCCUUGUGAUCCUUGAUCUGACUAACAUUUAUACAUACAGCCAGUUUUAGGAGACUGAAGUGGAACAACAUAUAGCAGUAUUCAGCAGUCAGCAAGCCUAGACUCUGGCAAUAGUUUCUUUGCUUUCAGAGUUUGCUCCCUGAAAGCUGUUUUUCUCUGCACCAUGGUUAUAGAAGCAGUAGGGAGUUUUCAGAAGAAUCUUGAGUAGCCCUUGUAUCCUUACGGAGAGGUACCUAAAAGUGGUAACUUCAAGGAAUUGAGUGAGUCAGUGCUGCAUUUCAGCAGCUUUGAGUUACAGGGAAUUAGUCUAUUGAUGCUGUGGUGCCUGAGCCAAAAGUAAAGGUGCGGAUUAUUUGCCUGCCAGGCAUCUUGUCCUGCCCUGAAUUAUGCUCUGAAGAAAAUCAACAAUUUGGGAAGUUCAGGCUGAACUUAAGUUGAACUGAGGAAGUAGGAAGAAUUUCUGCACACAACAUAGGUAUUACUGUCGGUCCUUCAGCACAUCUGCAUAAUGCUAGGCCAGAGCAAGCUUGCCGAAUGCUCUCCGUAAGUCAACCAAAAUCUAUAGGUAGGGCCUUGCACAGAAGUUCAAAGUGCUCUCUUCUUACCCUGUUCUUUAGAAGUCAGAACAUUUCUGGAGCUCACUGCCUCCUUAUGAAUCAACAGUGAUGGUGGAGCCAUUUCUUUUUGAUGGCUGAUACGUUGUACCUUCUUUUACUUGUUCUGCUGUCUGCUGGGACAGGCACCAGCUCAGCAGCCACCUGUGUCUCCCACUCACUUCUUUCACCUUCUCUGCUCACUGCUCUAGCAAAGAACUGUUUGAUUCUGGCAUAAAUACGAAAUAUAGGAAGGGUUAAUAGGGAGUGAACCGUGAAAAUCCCUGCCACUAAGCUGGAAAAAUAACAAAGAAAUGAAGAUAAUUAUGUGGAAAGGAUAAAAGAGGCCCACUCGUUUCCAGGAUUCAGAAGGAUGAAACAUGGGAGACAGACCAAGGCUGCGCCAGGGUAGUGCGAUGAAUGUUGUUUGCAGUCUUAAUUCUGAUACAGCAGAAUUAGUACUGGCUGUGAAAAUACUUGCUUCUGGCCAGCCUCCCUUUCUUGAAGGGCGUACUGCUUUUCUCUGAGUGACAGAUAGGAGCAUCAAGAGAAGGUUGUGAGGGAAAGGGUGUCUCAGAUCUUAUCAUUUGCAACAGACACAGAGGAUGAUCUACAAACCUCCUAUAUUGGUAGAACAAGGAGGAGUUAGAACAUACUUUGGAUUCAAGAGGGUUACUGAUGUACACAUAGCUCUCCUAGAUGCUGCCGAGUGUCAUACCUGGCUUUUAGGUGCUUUUAUUUCCUAAACUACCCUGUCUGUAUGUUGAAAUGCUCGGGAUCCUUAAAAUGCUCUUAGAUGCUUACACAGCUGAGUCACUACUAAGGUGUCAGCAGGACAAUUAAGUGUCAUGUCUUUGAAUUAAUGACACAUCUCUCUUGGCCAGUCUAGCUGUUCAGAGCUGUCUAAGCAGCAAAGCAAUAGGAUGGCUGUUUUAACAAAGUUUGACAUUAAAAUCUAAAGAGAAUCAUGUUGAAGUACUGAUCUGGAUUUUUUUUUGUUCAUCACUACUUUUCUGGUGCCACAAAUGACAUCUGCAGAGGAUUUGGCUUCUCACUGUGACCCCUUUCUUUCUGACUAAUGCUAUUAAUGAGUAUGGGAGGCUCAAGAUGGCUGGAGAAAGCAUUCCUUCCAUUGAGAAACAGCUAUCUGAUCUUGCACAGAAGAGACUGAGUUCUUCUACCCCCUUUCAAGAUGGGGUCACACAAUAUCUCCAUUUCAAACCAAAAAUCCCCAAAAAGCAGUGUGGCAAAUCUCUCUCUACCAGCUCUAGUUCUGUUCCCUCUCUGAAAGUUUUAAAUUACCUAAUUUGGGUCACAAAAUAUACGGAACCCUUGGGUUUUGGUAGCAGUCCAAGUUGGUAGCCUACAAAAAAUUACUGUGUCCAGAUGCCUCCUGUCCAUGGGGGUGUAAAUGCAACUGAACUAGGCUAUUGUAGGCUGUUGCUGUUAGAUGGAGAUUGCAAUAAUGUCCCUGAAAUGCUGAAUAAAGAAAAAAAGAUGUUGGAUUUGAGUAAAGGGGGGUGUUGCUCUCUGCCCUAAUGUAAUCCAAUACGUAUCAAAGUCAACCCUUUCCUUUAAUAGCAGGAAGGAAAUAAGAUCUGUAUCUCUUGGGAACAUGCUUCUAAAACUUUCAGUUGCAUUCCUCUGUCUCCUUUUAGUCCCUUUGAAUAGUAAAGAUUUGCAUUCUCACUUUUUAGUCACAGCAGCCUGGAUAUUAGAUCACUGGGGGAUGUUGUUUUUCUGUCACAGUCUCAUUAUCAUCUUAGCUUGGGUGUUGGUGCUCCUCUCCCAUGUUCAGGUGCUUAAUAAGGAUUCUUAUCACCCCAAAACAGUUACUUUGGAUCCCAGCCCAGCAUGCGUGGGCAUUGGCAGAAUUUGGAUAUUUAUAGGGAUUUCUACUUCCUUCUUUUCUUUGGGCCACUUUCUUACUACAGAAUUCCUUGUUCCUCCCAUGCUCUAAUGAAUGCAACGCUCCCAGGGUGGUGUCUGGGCAGUAGAUGUUGUGCAUGUACCUUCUAAACUGCUGGGGGCAGUGCAAGCAGGUAUAACACUGCAGUGGCCUGCAAGGCACGCUGUCAAAAAAAAAAAAAAAAAAAAAAGGGCACUUUUUUUCACCCCUCUCCAUCUAGUUUUGGGAGAUUACUUAGAUUUGUUGAUUUACUGUCUCAUUGUUAAACAUGGAUAUAUUGACAUUGCAAGCACCAUUAUGAUGUGAUUAGAGAGGGUAAAAUACUCUGAACGUUCUUCUGGUUGGAAUUGUCCUCUGGGUGUGUACAGAGCGGCAGAAGGGCAGACAGCGUGGACUGGAUCUUUCAAACAGCACAGUACUGCUUUUAUUUUGAUUCAUUCUUUGAAAGGUGAAUCAAUAAACUCUGAUUCUUACAGAAGUUUUCUUUACAAUUACCACUUUCAUCUCUUACUCUGUAGGUACUCAUGGUAGAGAAGAACAGCAGCAGUGGCAGUCACUUGACAGCUGCAUUUGCUGACCAAGCAGCCAGCUGACGAUGGGAACGCAGAGCAGCAAAUUCCCCUUUGCUUUCCCUUAGCGGACGCACUGGCUGGGUUUCGCUGUUCUACCCAGCUGCCGUUUCCCUCAAAACUUGUAGGAAUCUGGUAACUUUGAGACUCUGCCUCAUUCUGAAAAUCAGUUGAAAUCUGUCAGUAUGUCUCCAUUGGGAGCUCAGUACCAGUAAGUGUGAUUUAAACAGCUUUGUUUCUUUUGGAAGCCAGAGGAAUAAUGCGAAUAUUGUAUCUGAGCUGCUGUAAUCAAGACUUGGAAGAACUGUGUGGAAUGGAGUAGGACCCUGAAUGCACAGCUGGAGAAGGAAAACCUGCAGGGGACAUACUUUGAGCAUUUCUUAUCAGAAGGCACUAAGAGACUAGAUGAGGAGCCAUUACUUGAAAGAGUCCGUAGCAUCCUCUAUGUCUCAUUAACAGAUGGUUCUAGGAGGCAACCGUGGAAAUGCAAACCCAUGCGUGUUUGUGCUUGUUCCGCUCUGUGCCUCUCCUGGCAGCACUCGCUGGCAUAAUCUGUUGGAAAUUAACCUUUUGCUUGAGGUAUCGUUACCAAGGCCGGUGUAAUUCAUCCCAUUGCCUGUGACAAAUCUGUGUUUCCCCCUCUCCGCAGUCUUCCAACAAGAAGGAAUUCUGUCAGAAUGGUAGAGAAACACUGGGUGCAGGAUCUCGCACUUGCGACAGGCAAACUUUCUUCUCCUGCUCUAAGUUUUUCAGUGCUUUCAUUGCCAGGAUUGUCCACACAAUCCUCUACCCCAAUUACCCAUUGAUUAGGGCUCCUCUGGUAAUCUGCCAGAUGCAGGUUUGUUACCAACAGAUGGCAGAAAGCAUUUGAGGUAAUGAGAGAAAGGAUAACGAUUGCUGAUCUGCAUAAUAAUCAGCUUGUGAACAGGUUUCAUGUUUUUUUCUCUGUUUCCACUGGCUCAAAGAUUGCACUGUCGGACAACCAGGCACCUUCUCUUGACUUAGAGAAAUAAUAAUGGAGGAACUAAUUUUUUCCAGCCACUGUUAAGAUUUCUGAAGAUAGACGUACUGUCUACCACUGAUUAAGAUUUUUAUCCAGAGAGUCAGAGAUUGUUUCCAGAGUGCCAGGAAUGAACAUUCAGUCCUCUUGUGAUCAAGACCUCUAAGCAACCAGUGUGGUCAGAAAUACUUUUCCUUUCUCUCUUUUCUGACAAUUUGCCCCAGCUUUACCAUGAGGCAAGAAGAUCCCUUGGACCAGCAGCACCUUUGCACUGUCCAAUGCCUAGUCUGAAAAAAUGACUUUCCACUUCCAUGUGUUGUGGAGUUCUUCAACCCACACUUCGAGAUGGCCACACUGUUGCCACAUACAAGCCUACAUCUAAACUAUUCCAGAAUCCUUGCAGGAAGAAGUCUUCUCUGAUAUAUUCCAGAGGAGUGUUACUGGAGUUACAUACCUCAUAACUCUCUGGUUUCCUAUGCUACGCAAGACCUGUAGUAUGGACUUUUACUGUUUGAAAUCUAUAUGCGUUUAGACUGUUUCCAUUAGUAACUGUCCCUAUAUGAAACAAGCCAUGUAAUGCUAACCCAAAAAUUGUCUUGGUGCCGUUCACUGUGAAUUUUGGCAAAGGAUUUGUGUUGAAGAACUGUGUUGGGUUUGCGUGGCAGGGUUUUGGUAGUGGGGGGGCUACAGGGGUGGCUUCUGUGAGAAGCUGCUAGAAGCUCCCCCUGUGUCUGAUAGAGCCAAUGCCAGCCGGCUCCAAGACAGACCCGCCGCUGGCCAAGGCCAAGCCAAUCAGCGCCUCUGUGAUAACAUAUUUAAGAAGUAGAAAAACACUUAGAGAGGGAGAGCUUUUGCAGCCGGAGAGAGGAGUGAGAAGAUGUAAGAAACUCUGCAGACACCAAGGUCAGUGCAGAUGGAGGGGGAGGAGGAGCUCCAGGCGCCGGAGCAGAGAUCCCCCUGCAGCCUGUGGUGAAGACCAUGGUGAGGCAGGCUGUCCCCCUGCAGCCCAUGGAGGAAGGAUGAGGGGGUGUAGAGAUUCCACCUGCAGCCCAUGGAGGACCCCACGCCGGAGCAGGUGGAGGCACCUGAAGGAGGCUGUGGCCCGUGGGAAGCCCACGCUGGAGCAAGUUCCUGGCCGGACCGGUGGACCCGUGGAGAGGGGAGCCCAUGCCAGGGCAGGUUUGCUGGCAGGACUUGUGACCCCGUGGGGGACCCCACGCUGGAGCAGUUUGCUCCUGAAGGUCUGCACCCCGUGAGAGGGACUCCAUGCUGGAGCAGGGGAACGAUGAGAGGAGUCCUCCCCCUGAGGAUGAAGAAGCGGCAGAAACACCGUGAGAUGAACUGACCGUAACCCCCACUCCCCGUCCCCCUGUGCCGCUGAGGGGGGGAAGGUUGAAGCCGGGAGUGGAGUCGAGCCCGGGAAGAUGGGAGGGGUGGGGGGAGGUGUUUUAAGAGUUGAUUUCAUUUCUCAUUCCUCUACUCUGUUUUGCCUAGUAAUAAAUUAGAUGAAUUCCCUCUC